This is a messenger RNA of Cydia strobilella, 2908 nucleotides long. Its product is annotated as organic cation transporter protein-like. Gene Ontology annotation, molecular function: transmembrane transporter activity. Gene Ontology annotation, biological process: transmembrane transport. Bases 279 to 1751 code for a protein of 490 amino acids. The record is from RefSeq and is a predicted model, not a curated record. Gene Ontology annotation, cellular component: membrane. Lineage: Eukaryota; Metazoa; Arthropoda; Insecta; Lepidoptera; Tortricidae. The transcript is spliced from 4 exons.
CAGAUAAGCAGACACGAGAUGAGAUACGAAGCAGACAGAUGAGAAUAUUUAUAACGCAAAGAUGUUACUCUUCGACAGAUCUAGAGUAGAUUGAGUUUAAAGAUCUAAUCAGAAGUGCAAGGAACCGCAGGAAAGAAGAUAGAUAAGAUCACACAAGAAUGGAUUAAAUAAGAUAUUUAAAAAGUCUAACUUUGAAGACACAAUUGUGAUUCAAGCAGAAAACUAAAAAAAUGCAAGCGUCAAUGAAGUAAAGCAAGGUUGCAAAACAAAAAGCAAACAUGGUUCAACGAGUAUCAGACCCAGAAAAGUCAGUCCCCGAAGACACAUUCUCCCAACUUUUGGGACAUUUUGGAAAAUGGCAGUUGAUAAUCUUCCUGUCAGUAUUCCUCAUCAAAUUUGCAUCAGGAUGGGUGCAGAUGGCCAUACUUUUCCUGACGCCUAAAGUGACAUAUUGGUGUGAAGAGUUCCCCGAGAAUUUCACUGGGGUUAUGGCUAAUGGGAGUUGUUAUAAAGAGUGUGUGAAGUAUGCGUAUGAUACGAGUCCUAUGGACAGCACUAUAGUUUCUGAGUGGGACCUUGUGUGCGAUCGGGCGUGGAUGGCAAGUUUCACUCAGAUGAUGCUGCAGUUUGGGAUUUUGACUGGGAGCAUCGUUUAUGGAUUCCUUUCUGACAGAUAUGGACGGCGGAUCACCUUCCUCGCCUCAAUCAGCGGCCUCGUCCUCUUCUCGUUCUGCAUCCCUUUCUCCACCAACUACAUCGUCUUCACCGUCUUCCGUUUCUUCCUCGGCUUCUCCACCGCCGGGACCAUGGUCAUCUCCUUCGUCAUCGUCAUGGAGGCCGUGGGCCCCAAGUAUAGGGAGGCCUUCGGAUGCGUGUUCCAUAUUCCUUUCAUCUUGGGGCAUUUGACUAUUCCUGUCUUUGCAUAUUACUUCAGGACUUGGGAGUCGUAUACGUUGGCUCUGGCGGUUCCUCAAGUGGUGUACUUGAGUUACUUUCUGAUCGUGACGGAAUCCCCGAGAUGGUUGGUCAGUGUGGGAAGAGUGGAUGAGGCCACGGAGAUUGUGAAGAAAGCUGCUAUCAUGAACAAAAUGCCAACAGACAAGAUAGAAGAGACCCUAAAAAAGGUCUCCCACGAGUUGGUAACCCGCGAGGCACCAAAAGUCCACUAUGGCGACUUGUUCCGUCCCAAUUUGUGGGUCCGGACCGUGUGCUCCUGUGCUUUAUGGGUCAUUACUGGGGUCACGUUCUUUGGAGUCAACCAGUACAUCAGUCAGACUAGCUCCAGUCUUUACAUUAGUAUUGCCGCUGCUGCCCUAAUUCAGGUACCCGCCAACCUCCUGUCAAUCUGGUGCGUCCGCACCUUCGGCAGGAAAGCCACAACCAUCGCCGCCUUCACCCUCGGCGGCCUCUGCCUCCUAACCCUUGGAGUGGUCGGCGAUGACUUCUGGCUCAAAUUCACACUCGGAACUCUAGGCGUCAGCUUCAUGUCUAUCAAUGCUGCGACGAUUUAUAUCUACUCGUCUGAAUUAUUCCCUACUGUAGUCAGGAAUAUGGGUUUGGGGUUGUGUUCUGUAGGUAUGAGGUUUGGGUCCAUGUUAGCUCCGUUUAUUUCAAACUUAGCGGUGAGCAUACCAUGGUUGCCGACGGUUAUCUUUGGAUUGGCGCCGCUGCUUGGAGCAGUUAUUUGUUUGUUGCUGCCAGAAACGAAAGGAAAGAAGUUACCGGACUCUUUUGAAGACGUUGAAAGUUAGUUCAGUGCCGUAUACGAAAUGAACUCGCAUAGCGGGAUUUUGGCGGCAAAAUUGUUAAAAAAGUGAUUUAAAAACACGAGGUACAGUCAAGUGUAAUAUGGGUGCACUCGUCAUACUGAAAAAUAUGUCCCAUAACUCUUAUGUCAGCGAAUUAAGAACUAGGACAUUUUUGCGUAAGUUGUAUGCACCCAUAUUUUUACACUUAACUGAGAGUACUUAUGUAUGAUAAAAAUCCAUACAGUAUAGAUUUUGAUCAUUUCAUGAAAUGCCAUUUUAGAAUUGAUUACCUAACUUCAUGAUGUGGUUAGGUUAGGUUUGACUUUAUCAUGAUGUGGCAUGUGGCCGGUUGGCCAUUCAUUCGGUGGAUCGGUUGAUCAUUUCAUAAAAUGAUUGCCACUUACGUGAACUUACGUGUGUACCUACUUAAGUGCCUCUGUGUAAUUGUAACUUUAUAUAGGUAUGUAAAUUAAUUAAUAUUUUGUCCAGAUAAGAACCAAAUUCGCCUUAAAUUAUUGUUAUGGGUAUUAAGAAUACAUAUGAUUGUAAUUAUAAAAUAGUUUAUUUAAACUUAGUCUAGUGGUUUUGUACAAAUUACUAUUUUAUGAUAACGCAGAACAAUAGGGAUCAUUCCGCUUGUUGUCAAAAAUACUCCACUUAUGUAAAUAUAUUCACAUUUUCAGAAUAAAAAAGAGGAAAUCGCCCGCGCCUACGCGAUUAAGUCCCGUCGUUGUGAAUAAUAAUGAGUAAAAAUCGUGAAAGUUUAAAUCAGUGUAUUUAAGAAUAAAUUAUAAUUUUAACUUAAUAUCACAAUAUCAUCUUAAGAUCUUAAUUAAUCGGUAGCUAUUGGGUGUGCUUGGUUGUAUGAUGUUCGUCAGUCCGCGCCUCUUUCGCCCAAAGCGAAGGGAGCCUUCGCAGCUGUCCGCAGGUAGAAAUUGCCAGUUAACCUGAAAAAAAAAGUGUUUUAAAGUCUUGCAAAUAUCUUUUUCUACUGUGCGAAAGAGAUAGGUGCUCCCGCCACUGGUGCGCCUUAUGCUAAUCGUGCUAGCCGCCCAAUUAUUGAAACUUUUUUAAUUUAUAAGUUGUACGAUUACCCAUAAUUUUUAAUGAUGUACCUUGUGAUAUUUGUUUAUGUAUGUAAAUGUUUAUAAUUAAUUUAA